CGCGCUCGGGUCACGUGGGCGGUGGCGCCCCGCCCCGCCCCGUCACGCGGAGCGCCACGCGGCCGCCGGCUUCCCUGGCCGGUUCAGUAUCCUCACGCGGCGGCGCUGCGGCCGGGUCUCGCGGAGGUGGGGAAGGGACUCAGGGAAGCAUGGAUCCUGAUGGCUCUGAACAAGAUCCUGAAAUGAAGGAGCAAUAUGCUUCUGUCUAUGUGGGUAGAGAAGAAGACGUUAAAAGAUCUGAAAGAAUAACAGCUGUUGUCCAUGACAGAGAAGUGGUAAUUUUCUACCACAAAGGAGAAUUUCAUGCUAUGGAUAUUCGCUGUUACCACUCAGGAGGACCUUUACAUUUGGGAGAAAUAGAGGAAUUUGAUGGACGAGCAUGUAUAGUUUGCCCCUGGCAUAAGUAUAAAAUUACUUUGGAAACAGGAGAAGGACUGUAUCAGUCUAUAGAUCCUAAAGACCCAUCAGCAAAACCCAUGUGGUGCUCCAAAGGGAUAAAGCAAAGGAUUCACACAGUGACAGUGGACAAUGGGAAUAUUUAUGUGACUCUUUCUAAUAAGCCUUUUAAGUGUGACUCUGACUAUUAUGCUACUGGAAUCUUCAAAGUAAUUCCGAGUUCCUUCUGAUAAAACUUCAUGGCAAUGAAAAAUGUUGUGUAUGUUUUGAAAGUAUUUUUAGAAUAACCCUGCUGAGUACCAAAGAUGACUUUUUCCAACACAAGCAUUUAUCAUCUUUAACAGUCAUAUUUAUGAAAGGUUCCAAGGUACAUGUACUUGGUGUGAUAUAAGGAUCAUCCUCGGGAUCUAUAGAAUACUUUUCAGCCAAUCCUCUGGAUUGAUUGGGACCUCAAGGUUAUAGGUUUGAAAUGUGCAUUUGAAGAAGGAUAAAAAUAAUUUGGAGUAACCAGAGUGAAGAAAAGGUUAAAAAAAAAAAAGAUCUACAAAGAAAAAUUUAGGGGGAAAAUCCCUACUUGAUAUAGUAGACUUUAUCAUGGAAAAAUUUUAAUGUGUACAAAGUGAAGGGAAUAAUAAACUCCCAGCACCCACCUUCAA
This is a messenger RNA of Capra hircus (goat), 1052 nucleotides long. It is a transcript of the gene RFESD, whose product is annotated as Rieske Fe-S domain containing. The coding region runs from base 150 to 626 and encodes 158 amino acids. Gene Ontology annotation, molecular function: 2 iron, 2 sulfur cluster binding. The record is from RefSeq and is a predicted model, not a curated record. The transcript has 4 exons. Lineage: Eukaryota; Metazoa; Chordata; Mammalia; Artiodactyla; Bovidae.